GACAGACAGUCAGUCAGGGACUCUGAGAUUCAGCGAUUCAGCGAUGAUGCAGAGAUGCAGUGAGUAAGUGAGUGAAUGAGUGAGUCGAGAGGGAUACGAUCAUCGAAGGAAUGGCCUUGAUGCCCGACCUUGAUGGCCAGGCCCCAUCCAGGUCAGAUUGAGAAUUGCAGUCAGCCUGACCUUUGACCUCGGUGGACCGGGAUUCGAAUUCUCAGGCUGGACCUCGAGGACACGUGGCUCCAGAUUGUGGGCCCACGGUUAGCCUGGCCCCGAGCUCUUCCGCCCCCCCAUCGCCCCCUUCCUUAUCGGGUUUCUCCAUAGCACGGCUGACCCGUGGAUUGAGCCGUGAUUGGGCUCGGAUUUCGAUUCCCCCUGUGGCCACCCCACCCACCACCCAGAUGAAGUUUGGCUGGCCCAAGUCGUCCCCCUCGACCGCCCCUCCCCGUCAACCCAGUCCCGCCCCCCGCCCCACCUCGGCCCCCGUAGACUGGGCCGGGACUGCCACGCCCACCCAUCCACGCCGGGCCAAGUUUGAAGCCGAUCGUCGGAAAGAAGAGCAACCUCGACGCAAGAAGGCCCUGCCGCCCUUCCGGACCCGCCUGGACCUGGCCCGGGCCCAUUCGGGCCUAGCCGGAUCGUCCCGUCCCUCGGCCUCGCCUGGGGCUGACGGGCUUUUACCCAUGCCGGAUAGCCCGCCGGUGCGAGGCCGCCGGCCCGCUCGAUUUUCGCUCAGGCGGCUGUUCGACGGCCAUCCACUGCUCCCGCCUCCUUGGGGCCAGCCCUUAACCUCGGCUUGGCCCUCGCGCUCCCGCCGCCCGGCCCACCCUCAUCGCAAUGGGGCGGGGCUGGAAGAGGGUGGCUCGCGCACCAACGCCACCACGCCCUCGUCCACGCGAUCUCGGCCUUUUUUCCCGCCCGAUUCCACCUCCGAGCGAUCCGUCACCCACCCGUCCUCGGCCUCGUCCGCCGGAAUGAAUGGUCGCGAUUGGCGAGGCGACAGCCACGCCCCUUAUCCCAGCUCAUCCUGCGCUUCCAGCUUAGCGGGCGGGUCGGCCGGACCCUCGUCCGCCCAUUAUCCGGCCUCCUUCGUGGGAGCCGAUGGACGCGCGAUGCGCGAGUGCUCCCUGUGCUUGGUCAGUUUACCUUUGACCGAGUUUCCUAGUCUCCGGAAUUGCCAUCAUCUGUUCUGUUUCGAUUGUCUACAAAUCUACGUCAAGAUUGAGCUCCAAGAGGGUCGAGUCAACGUCCGGUGUCCGCAAUGUGUGGAACCGCUUCAUCCCAAUGACAUCGAGCUUUUCAUCGGUGAUCGGAACAGUAAUCUCCAGCAUUUAUACGAGUUCCUGAUGCUGCGCCGCAUUUUGGCCACGGACCCGGACACGCGAUGGUGUCCGGGGCCGAAUUGCACCUUCGCCGUGAUUGCGGCAGGCUGUGCUUCCUGUCCAAAGAUCACGUGCGAACGACCCGGAUGUGGAUUCAGUUUCUGCUACCAUUGCAAGGCCGAAUGGCAUCCCAAUCAGACUUGUGAUAUGGCCAGAGCCCAAAGGCAGGGUGGCCACGCCCAGCCGGGAUCGCUCAUGAUGAGCAUGAUGAACGCCUCCACGGUCUCAUUUAGCGGGCAAGCCGACUCGCGAGGCCCUCAAAACCCCUCGGAAGUCAAGGUCUGCCCGCGGUGUGAUGUUCUGAUCGUGAAAAUGGACGACGGCUCGUGCAAUCACAUGACGUGCUCGGUGUGCGGGGUCGAGUUUUGCUGGCUGUGCAUGAAGGAGAUCAGCGACCUGCAUUAUCUCUCGCCCUCGGGCUGCACCUUUUGGGGCAAGAAGCCCUGGUCACGGAAGAAGAAGCUCCUCUGGCAGCUCGGUACCCUGGUGGGCGCCCCCGUGGGCAUCGCGCUCCUAGCGGGCAUCUCCAUCCCGGCCAUGAUCAUCGGAAUCCCGGUGUGGGUGGGCCGAAAGCUCUACGCCCAGUACAACAAGGCCCCUAUCCACAAACGGAACCUGAUCAUCGCCAGCGGCGUCAGCGCCUCCGUGAUCGUGUCCCCUGUGAUCGCCGCCUUGGCCGUGAGCAUCGGCGUGCCCAUCUUGUUAGCUUACGUGUAUGGGGUCGUGCCCAUCUCGCUGUGUCGCUCUGAAGGCUGCGGAGUGUCCACCAGUUCCAAUGGCGUCUCCAUUGACGUGGACGAGGAACUCAACCCCGAUACCGACCUGAGUCACAUGCCUUUUAGACCCAUGGUGAUGGAUAACUAUUCAACAGCCACGGGCCCGAGUGCCAACUGGAACCCAUCCAUAGGGGAAAUGAGUCUGGGUCGGAGUAUGUCCAUGGGAUCGACCUCACAUUUGGACCACGAGGCCGAUCGGGAGUCGGCCUCAAACACGGCCGUGGCCGGCACCUCGAGGACCGUGUCCUUGGCCUCGUCCUCGGUCUUGAUGGGCGGAGUCACGUCCAUUCGGGGCGUGUCCUUCACUUGCCAAAGAGGGGGAAGUGGAGGCGCCAGCGGCGACAAAGCCAACAAUCAUCACCACCACCAUCACCACCAACAUCACCAACAUCACCACCAUCAUUAUCCCCGUAGUUCGCAGGGCCGAGGCGGUCUUGAAGUGGGCUCGGAUUGUCAGGGUGGAGCCCGAAAGAAAUACUCGGGCGCCUCCAGCUCCACGGAGGGCUUGUCAGAAACCGCCUCGCUGACGGACCCCAAUCAAGAUGGAGCCAGCACUCGAGCCCUGGCCGGAUCCAUUCUGGCCUAUAAGACCGACACCCAAUCAGUGAACAGUUUCCGCACUGGAGGCGAUCCCUCGGAUAUCUUGCCCGCAUCUGGUGAUGAAAUCUCACUCCGCUCUCUGCCCCUGGGGUCGGUGCCUUCGCAAUUGCCCCGAUCCCUCUCGCCCACGGCCAGUUGCCGAUCCAGUGGGCACGAGGACAUCGUCCGCCGAUCCGGACGCCGACGAACCAAUAGCAAUGUGCCCCAUCUGGAACGGCAACUGAGCGAGGAUGCGGAGGAUACGGAGGCCGCGGCUCUGGCGCUCACUGGGAACGAUCGCGUGCGAUUCGAUGAUAACGUCAGCUUCAUAGAUGAGACGGGCAGCUGUACAUUGAUGGUGAAUGCCCCACCCACUUGCAUUGAGGAGGGCUUAUCGGCUGGGGUGAAGACCGGAAACAAUAAGGGCUUAAAAAGUGACAAGCCAUGCCCGUCCAACUCGUCCUCAACCCCAUCGACCACCACGAGUGUGAGUAUCGUCUCCGGAUCCUCCAACUUGAACGGCCCCACCCCCAUCCCACUAAGAGAAGAGACCCCCGAGGAACUGGCGGGGAUGAUCUCGCCGGAAAUCCAACGGCAUUAUCCAGCGUCCUGGUCAACGAGAGUCAAUCCCUCGCCUUGCCCCGACCUCAUUGUAUCCUCCUCCUUGAACAUGUCCUCGAACUUGGAGGAGAAAGAGCUGGAGGAGCGCCAGAGUGCAGAUCGAAACGUGACUCGCCUCCAAAUUGGCGAGGAAACCGACCAAUAGAUCAAUUCGCGUGUGUGGAAAUCAGUUCGAAGCGUCUCCAAUUCGAUCCAGC
Molecule: messenger RNA, 3552 nt
Organism: Tigriopus californicus
Lineage: Eukaryota; Metazoa; Arthropoda; Copepoda; Harpacticoida; Harpacticidae
Product: E3 ubiquitin-protein ligase RNF19A-like
Exons: 9
Coding region: 399-3500 (1033 amino acids)
Biological process (GO): protein polyubiquitination; ubiquitin-dependent protein catabolic process; positive regulation of proteasomal ubiquitin-dependent protein catabolic process
Cellular component (GO): ubiquitin ligase complex; cytoplasm
Molecular function (GO): ubiquitin conjugating enzyme binding; zinc ion binding; ubiquitin protein ligase activity
Source: RefSeq, a predicted model, not a curated record